AUGACCUCGCAAGAAGGCUAUCACUCCCCGGCCGGUUCAGUUUUCUCGCGGCAGACGAUAUUGACGACGGAAAAUGGCAAACCGGUUGUCCGGCUUCCACCACCUCGACCCCCUGGAGGUAUUCCACCUGCAGGUGCCAACACAAUGCCCGCUCAUCCCGCCAUGCCGCCUCCUCUUCCUCAUCCACAGACUCUGAACCCCGCGUAUCGUGAGAGCCGCCCCGCUCCAAUCCCUAUGCAUCAGCCUCGUCCGCAGAAGGCGGUUUCUGUUGCCGACAUCGAAACUCCGGCGAGCUUUACCUUCAACCCCCCUCAGCCACAGCAAGAACAGCCGUUCCAUCACCAGGUGCCGGUCCCCGCGAACGGGCCCAUGUAUGUGCCAGAGGCUUCCGGUCCUCUCCCUUCUGCUCAUUCCUCCGUGACUCCGUCAUCCCACAUACCCGAUCGUGCGAUUCACGCUCAACCGUUCCAACCGUAUGGAUUCCAGCAGCCCCAGGCCUACUACCCGGCACCCUAUCCGGCCGGCACCGUUUACUAUCCUAAUUCCGGGGGUGAGUUCGUGCCGUACAGUGCCGGCGCGGGUCCAGGCACCUCGGUCCCGUCAUUCCCUCCCGGGCAACACGCUCAGUAUAUGGUUCCCACAGCCCCUGCAUCAACGGAGCAGUCCUCACAAGCGGGGACUGUUGCACACGAGGCCGGUGGCACGGUGUACUUCUACAACGCGACGCAGAUGUAUCCGAACUCGUCUUAUGCGGUGCCCAGUGCUCCCGGUCCUGGCGGAAUUGUUGGCGUGGGUGGCAUGAUGACCCCUCCCGGUCCAACUUAUUACUAUCCUCAACCUCCAGGGGGCGUUUACUAUGCUUCCCAGUAG
This is a messenger RNA of Aspergillus melleus, 870 nucleotides long. RefSeq lists its product as uncharacterized. The coding region runs from base 1 to 870 and encodes 289 amino acids. The record is from RefSeq and is a predicted model, not a curated record. The transcript is spliced from 2 exons. Lineage: Eukaryota; Fungi; Ascomycota; Eurotiomycetes; Eurotiales; Aspergillaceae.